Molecule: messenger RNA, 861 nt
Organism: Penicillium lagena
Lineage: Eukaryota; Fungi; Ascomycota; Eurotiomycetes; Eurotiales; Aspergillaceae
Exons: 1
Coding region: 1-861 (286 amino acids)
Biological process (GO): retrograde transport, endosome to Golgi
Cellular component (GO): Ric1-Rgp1 guanyl-nucleotide exchange factor complex; Golgi membrane
Source: RefSeq, a predicted model, not a curated record
AUGUCACCGUAUGUGCUCUUGCGCGACGAAGCAAAGGUAACCAAAAUCGGGCCAAACACGCCCGCGGCAACCGUAAAGAACCAAAGCAUCAGCAGUCCGUGGGGCUCGGCUGGUGACUUUUUGACAUAUGUGGACAACAUCCUCGAGCAGCGAGCCCGUUCCAACACAUUAUUUCCUCCAGGAGCCUUGCAUGAACGACAAAAGAGCAUAGAUACCACGCCCUCUCAGCAGAUUCUGUCUGCGAAAGAUACCAUCGACCUGGCGAUUCUGCGCAGUAAUCAAGCCAUCCACACAAGGCGCAGCCCCAACCGAUUUGAGAUCGCCCGUGAGGGGCAACGCAUUGCGGUGGUUGUAUUAAAUCGGCCGGCGCACCGGCUCGGCGAGACCAUUAUCGCCACCUUGGACUUUGGCGAAGCCGCCGUCCCGUGCUACGCAGUCCGGGCGUCGCUGGAAACCUCGGAGAAGGUGACGCCGACUCUGGCUGUGCGGUCAAAUGCCAGCAUCCAUCGCGCCACACGACGAAUCUACGCAUCCCUAUUUGAGAAUACGCUGUACGCUACGCGAGUUGUCUUUGUUCCGGCGAUCCCCAUCACGGCUACACCUACGAUCCGCACCAGCGGCGUUACUCUGGAUUGGGAAUUACGGUUUGAGUUUGUGACCGCCAGCAGCACCGGCGAGCAGGGACCUGGUCCAUCGGGCAUUAGCUUGCUCGAAACGCUGUCUGCUGAUGAUCGCGGCAAAGUGAUGUCUGCGAUGGAGCGAUUGGGCUGCGAGUCGUUUGAGAUCUCGAUUCCGUUGACGGUUUAUGGCGAGACAGUACGUGAGCAAGUACCUGAGGAGAAUGAGGGAUACUCGAUCUAG